This is a messenger RNA of Trichoderma atroviride IMI 206040, 408 nucleotides long. RefSeq lists its product as uncharacterized. Gene Ontology annotation, biological process: glutathione metabolic process. NCBI's taxonomy places the organism in Eukaryota, Fungi, Ascomycota, Sordariomycetes, Hypocreales, Hypocreaceae. The record is from RefSeq and is a predicted model, not a curated record. Gene Ontology annotation, molecular function: glutathione binding; glutathione transferase activity. Gene Ontology annotation, cellular component: cytoplasm.
AUGUCUCAAAUUACUCUUUUCACUGAUUCUCGGCUGCCCUGCCCUCAGAGACUGCUACUCACUAUCCAUGAAAUUGGGCUCCAGAUCAAUGAUGUUAGAGAGGUUGACAUUUCUAAAUUUGAACACAAGCAACCAGAUAUCUUGGCACUCAACCCUUAUGGUGCUGUACCAUUCAUUCGAGAUGAGGCCCAUAACCCGCCGUUGAUGUUGGCCGAGUCACGCGCCAUUGCAAGAUAUUUGGCGCAUGCAUAUGGUAGCAACGAUGCAUCAGCUUCACUGCUUCCGGAUUCAAACGAUGUUGUCGCGAUAGGCAAGUUUGAAGAGGCAGCAUCAAUCGAGCUCACUUCUUUUGACGCUGCUGCCAAUCAGCUCGUCUUCGAAGAACUGUUUAAACCGUGCGUCCUUUGA